Molecule: messenger RNA, 354 nt
Organism: Paramecium tetraurelia
Lineage: Eukaryota; Ciliophora; Oligohymenophorea; Peniculida; Parameciidae
Exons: 1
Source: RefSeq, a predicted model, not a curated record
AUGUAAAAUGAAUAUGGAUGGAAUUUGCUCCAGCACCCUAUAGUAUUUUAAAUUCAAGCAAACACAACAUCAUUUUCCUUAGUUGAUUUACCUCCUCAAGCUAGAAAAGCAAAGCUCUAUAUAUGUCUAUAGUCUGGGGGUUGUUAAGGAGAUUCAACUGUUACUUGGACUUUAUCAACAAAAGUUGAUAAGAUCAAAAUUUCUGGUCAUCCAUAUGCUUAAAAUGCAUGGACAGUUAAUAGCGAAAAUAUUGCCAUAAGGCUUGAUGAGAAAAAAAUUAUUGAAAUAAGUAGACAGGGAAAUUUUCCUUCAGGCAACUUUUCAAUCGUAAUUGAAGUUUUAGGAUAUAAAUGA